AUCUUUAAUAUUAAUUGGGUCAAAAGCAAAAGUUAUCUUGGUAAUACAUUCUCAAAAGAGCAAAAUGCAUUAAAUUACAAUAAAUAAGAGAAUCCACAUAAUAUCAUUUUCUUCAUAUGUUUAGCAAAAAAUGUUAAUUAAAAGAUUUAUUUUUUUGGCAAAAUAUAUUUUAUUGUUUCAUGAAACUGUCAUUCUGUAAUUUCAUUGACAAGUUGUAAACAAAGUUCAGUUUUAGUUAACAUUCGCUUAACUUUAUUGCUUUAGUGUAUUGAUUUCAGACGACGUAACAAUUAUUUACUUUACAAUAUCGGAUUUGGGAAGCAAGAUGAUAUGAUUUUUUACUAGAUUCUGCAUGAACCUUAUAUGUAUUCAAUGUAUUUAAAAUAGUCACCAAACUGGGAAUAUAACAAAAGAAAAUAUAUGUUGGACUUUUAAGGUUUUAAUAUUUUAAGAUUUUUCAGAUUUUGAAAACUCAGAAGAACAAAAUGGAGACUCUAAGGAUGGUGAAGUUACCAUACUUUUUCAUAUUUUGUCUUCUCUUAAUCAUCAUUUGGUUAUUGUCUCAUCAUCCCUCAUGUUCCCCAUAUAUGAGUACCAUUCGAGGAACAGAAUUCUCGCACAUUCCACCUGAAUCUUCAGGCUUAUCUAGUUUACUAAAAGAAGCAGCUUCAGAAGAUAAUACUGUGAUUAUUAGCAUGGUGGAUCGAGAAUGGGCAAAACCAGCAUCUCUUCUUGAUUUGUUCCUUGAGAGUUUUCGGAUUGGAGAAAGAACCAAACACUUGCUGAAUCAUUUGAUUGUUGUGGCUCUAGAUAAUCAAGCUCUUCGAUAUUGUCGUCGUGCCCAUCCUCGUUGUUAUCUUCAUACAGGUUCUGGAAAGAAAAUUGGAUCUGUAAACCCAGAUGGUCUUAUUGCCGGUUGGAAUAAAAAGGCUUUGGUGAAAGAGAUUCUAGAACUCGGUUACAACAUGAUAUUUACUGAAGCUGAUGUGAUAUGGCUAAGGAACCCUCUAAUGCACUGUCAUCCACAUAAUUCAGUCUCAGUGGCUUGCGGGUUCUCAUCAAGUGAUCAACAUGUAACAGCAGAAAAUACAGGAGGUUUCUUCUAUGCCAAGUCUAAUGAAAUAACCAUAGACAUGUUCAAGAUCUUGAACGUAGAGAGAGUUUUGUAUCCUUCAACUGGAAACCAAUCCUUCUGCGACAUUGUCAAGCGGGAAGAUGUAAUUCGUGGGCUUAACAUGAAAGUAACGUACUUGGAUGACGAUAAUUUUGUGAGGUUUUGUCAACAAAAUAGGCAAAACCAAAGCAAGAUAACUACAGUUCAUGCAAGUUGUUAUGAUGAUACAAAGAGUAAGGUGCAGUACCUUAAGUUGCUUCUCCAAGACCGGAAAAUAUGACUCCGCGAUGGAGAAUUCAGAGGCAACGAAGAUUAUUUUCUUUAUACUUAAUAUAUCGAACAAUUUUUCUGUGUGAUAAGUAUGUGAAUUCAUUACUGGGUAAUGGACAAGGAAAUACAAUAAUUUGGAUCUUUUUUUUUGAUCAACAAUAAUUUGGAUCUAAAUCUUGAUAAAAAGCAAAAAUUGUACCCCCAAACCCAAACGCAUAAAAAGUUCUAUAGGUACCCAACUUAAGUCUAUGCUUUGUAAACAUAGAGUCAAGACAUUAUACGGUUAUAAAUGAGGCAAUUAGGAAACUCCUGUUAGCUAAAAUACAUCAGCCAUUGGAUAAGAAUGUGCAAUACCAAAGCUUAAAGCGAAUUCAGCAAGGAAGUACGAUAAAGCAUCCAAAGACUGCUUCCUUCAGGAUACAUGCAGCACUGGAGGAGAAAAAAGCUUCUCAAAUUAGGCGAAAACAAAGGAAGGACACUAAAAUUAAAAGGCUCGACUUUGGACCAGCUCGGGCAUGUACUCUGUAACCCAGAAUCGACAACAAGAAUCGCCAGUGAAGAGAAAUCAGACCAUCAGAUCAACCCCAUGGCUUUCCUCUAGGCCUGGGCAUUUUACCCGAUUUCGAAAAACCUGAACCGAAAUAUGAACCAAAAUAGCAAAACACCCAUACCCAAACGGGUAAUAGUUUAGGAUAUAUUAGAUAUCCAAACCCGAACGGAUAUCCGAACAUAUGUCUGAUGACGUUCAUCCUCCUUAUAUACUUGUGUAUAUUAUCAUGUCUCCUAUAUAUCCUCCACUACUGCUCAUUCAAUCACGAAUAUCUCGAUAUUCUCUUUACUUGCUUCCACGAAUGUCGCAACUGUCUGAAAUAUACAUUCGAUUGUGAAACAACUUUAUGAGAAAUCAAGUUCAGAAAGUUUCUACGGAAAACACUUGAAGAAUAAGUUUCAAAACUACGGAAAUGUACAUGAAGGCUAACAAGAUAGGAAAGGACAAGGGAAAAGAUACCGUGAGGCUCCCAUCGCCCUCAUAAACACCUCAAAUCGCCCACAUAGCCUCUAUCUCAUCACUCCAAUCGCCCACCUAGCUUCCAUUAGCUCCAAUCACCCACAUAGCCACAUAGCCUCUCUCUCUCUCUCAUCACUCCAAUCGCCCACAUAGCUUCCAUGAGCUCCAAUCACCCACAUAGCCUCUCUCUCAUCGCUCCAAUUUCCCACAUAGACUACUCUCAUCACACAACCUCUUCCAAUCGCUCACAUAGACUUUCUCUCAUCACUCCAAUUGCCCACAUAGCUUUCAUGAGCUCCGAUCUCCCACAUAGACUCUCUUUCAUCACACGAGCUCUUACAAUCGCCCACAUAGACUCUCUCUCAUCACACAAGCUCUUCCAAUUCCAAUCGCCCACAUAGACUAUCUCUCAUCACACAAGCUCUUCCAAUCUCCCAAAUAGAGUCUCUAUCAUGAUACAAGCUCUUCCAAUCGCCCACAUAAAGUCUCGCUCAUCACACAAACUCUUCCAAUCACCCACAUAGACUCUCUCUCUCUCUAUCACUCUUGAGUUCUCAAAUUGCCCACAUAGCUCACAUGGGCUAUUAUCGUUCUCAAAUGUCUUUCGUAUCGUCUCAGUCGGAGUCUCCGUUGAGAUUUUACGAUAAAAACUUUGUUUUCUCGUGAAAAACUCAACUUAAACGACAAAGACGAUACUGGCUAGCUUAACACCAUUAUAUCCUCAAAUAAAUGAAUUGACUCCGGCCAAUUCAUAAGAACAUCGACAUAGAAAAUGUGCAUCAAACUAAUCAACGUUUCUCUCCAAGAAAGUCGUAAAAACGCUCAAGUCAUAAAACGAUCUGAAAUAGCCUAACACGGUGAAAGCCCACUUAUGGUUUGAGAUUACAAUAGGCCCAUGUCGCAAUGACGAUCUACUCGAUUUCGUAGAGAAAAAUAGAACAAAAGGAUAAAUGUAAGCUUUCCCGAAGAUAAAUAUGGAAAUGAAGGGGAUAAGGAAGGAGACGAAGGGAUGAUAUACUCGUAUCUUGAGAGGAUAAGGGAAGAGGGCCGACUUUGAGAGACUAUAUAUGCGAGACCACGAGUUCUAGAGGCGGGAUCCGAAAAUUAGACCUUAGAAAAUUUAUGUUAGCUUUAGGAGAACUUAAGGCUUAGGCGGCUAGACUAGCGAGUUCUGUACUUAGAACGUUUACUGCUUUGUUCUUUUGUUCUCCAUUCUUAACGAAUUCAUGUUCAUCCUGUUUUCAGUGAAACUCUGUAAACUAUUCUUCUUAUUAAUCAAUAAUAUGCCUUUGUGCAAUUUCUUACGAUAUUUUGUUAUCUCAAUUUUUCGUAUUCAUGUGUUAGUGCACGAAAUCCGGAUCCUUAAGGCGAAUUUCAGUUUCUACAGUGUCCUUUGUGAAAUAGAUCCGAAAAAAUUCAAAUGUCAUUCUUAGAUCCAGUCAGAUUCAUGUUUAGCUUAUCCAAUCACACAUAACUUUUUAACAAAGGUUACCCACUUAUUAUUGACGAAGAAUCAUGAAUUUGAGUAACUCCAAUAAGCUUUUAAAUAUUGAAAUAGAAAAAAUUGGAAGUUUGGGAUGAAAUGAGAGAGAAAGUGGAAGAGAACUGAUUUGUGUGUAUGUAAGUGUCAAUUCUAGGGGCAUUUAGAACUUGGUUUGAUUGUUAAUGGUGAUUGAUGUAUUGAUGGCAGUAGCAGUUUGGUAUAUAAGUGAUGAAGAUGAGGAUAUAUGAGUAAAACAAGUAAUUUAAAAAAAAAAUAAAACAAAAUAAUAGUAAUUGUAUUUCGUUAAUAAUUAGAAUUUCUAUGGUGAAUAGGAAAACGUUUUUAAAAAAGAGCUUACUUAUGUGUUUGACUUUAAAUUUUGAGUCUUAUUUGAAAGAAAUCAUUUAUAUAUUUUAUAUUUAUAAUUUGAGGUUUUAAAUUUGAAAAUAUUAAAAUUAGGAUAUAGUUUUAAAGUUUAAGGAUAUUAUAUACAUAUAUAUAAUAUAUUAAAAAUGAUAUCUAGCAUUUAUUAAUGCUAUGUUAAGUUAAUAAAAUUUCAACUAUAUAUUUAUAUAUAUAUAUAUAAACUUAUUAAACAUGUCAUUUUAGUACUCAAUGGGAUCACAUUUUCCAAUAAUAAUAAUAAUAAUAUAACAAAUAUAUUUAUUUAAUAUUCAAUGUUAGAUCUCAUUUUGCAAUAUAUAUGAAACAUAUCAUUUUAGUAUUAAAUAUUAGAUCUCAUUUUGCAUAUAUAUAUACAUAUAUAUCAAACAUGUCAUUUAGGUAUUUAAUGUAAUAUCACAUUUAACAGUAUAUAUAUAUAGGUAGAUAUACAAAGUAUUAAACUACAAUCAUAAAAUGUCUGGCCAAGAAAUUCCAGAACGUUCAAAGCAACAAAGUUCCAUGACUAGAUCGCCGAGAGAACCUCCAUGUGAUCUCAAUGAAAAUGGUUUACCAUUAAGACCUCAUCAAACCAUUUGCCCACAUUACAGUAGGUUCGGCCUCUGUAAACUUGGACCAACUUGUAGAUUCGAUCAUUCUACCAAACCACCCUCCUCAGACAGCAAACAAUAAAAUUGAAAGUGAUGUACAAAAUCAGUGUUUCAAUAUUGUUAUAUGCAAAUUCAGUUUCUUUUGUUUUGAUGCAAAGUUUAUUUGACUAGUAUACCUGAAUAAUAUUAAAGUAUGUUAUACAUUUUAGGAUCAACUUGAUCACCAUGGAACCGAAUCUUCGUAUCAUGUAAACAACUAUCUUAAGAUCCGCGCAAUUACGCGGGAUGAAUGUUAUAUAUAAAACUAAUUUUUAUCUAUUA
This is a messenger RNA of Brassica napus (rape), 5189 nucleotides long. RefSeq lists its product as uncharacterized. The record is from RefSeq and is a predicted model, not a curated record. The transcript has 3 exons. Lineage: Eukaryota; Viridiplantae; Streptophyta; Magnoliopsida; Brassicales; Brassicaceae. Bases 486 to 1394 code for a protein of 302 amino acids.